Messenger RNA from Ceratosolen solmsi marchali, 1078 nucleotides. Its product is annotated as ribosome biogenesis regulatory protein homolog. Gene Ontology annotation, molecular function: protein binding. Lineage: Eukaryota; Metazoa; Arthropoda; Insecta; Hymenoptera; Agaonidae. The record is from RefSeq and is a predicted model, not a curated record. The coding region runs from base 137 to 1009 and encodes 290 amino acids. The transcript has 2 exons. Gene Ontology annotation, cellular component: nucleus. Gene Ontology annotation, biological process: ribosome biogenesis.
GCUCUGCUAUAUUACGCCGCCACGUUAAUUCAUCACUUCUUUGGGUAUAUCAUAUGAUUAUUUAGGUCCAUCUUUCCGUGCCUGUGUUCUUCGUUAUGUCGUUGCGAAUGUUAUUAUAACCUGCAUAAUCUGAAAAAUGGAUAUUGUAAAUCAAAUAUUGGACAACGAAAAUAAUAAAAAUGAUUGUAUACAACAAUUAAUAAAUGUAGAGAAAGAAAUUGACGUUGAUAUUGAUGAAGGAACACUUUUAGUUUCCGACUAUAACACAUUGAAUUUAAAAGCACCAAGUAAGUUAGAGCCAAACUUGGAAGCACUUACAAGAGAUAAUGUUCAAUUACUAAUAAAUAAAAUCUGGACUUUACCAAUAAAAUGCGUUGAAGAAGUUAUUUUAGCAGAGUUACCGAAGCCAAAAUAUGUAUUACCAAGAUCACGAAAAUUACCCAAGCCAAAAUCAUUAACCAAAUGGCAGCAAUUUGCUAAAGACAAGGGUAUUCGAACUAAGAAGAAAGGUCGAUCAAAGCUCAAAUGGGAUGAUUUAUUACAAAAAUGGAUUCCAACAUAUGGUUUUCGUAAUGUAGAAGCCGAAAAACAGAAAGAAUGGUUGGUUGAAUGUCAUGAUGAUGGUAAACCAAUACAAGAUCCAUUUGUAGCACUCAAAGCAUCGAAAAAUGAAAAAAAAGCUAAAAAUGAAUUGCAAAGACUUAGAAAUUUGGCUAAGGCAAGAAAAGUUAAAAUUCCUAAAGUUGGAUUUCCUAGUUCAGAGCAUUUUAAAGAUUCUAAACAACUAUCAAUGGGUGCUAAGAUUGCAGAGGUUUCAACUGCUUCAAUGGGUCAGUUUAAUGAAGUAUUAAAGAAAAAUGUCAAGAAAACAAAGGGUAAAAAAGUCACUAAAAAGAAAAAAUCUGGGCAAUUAAAAGAAUUAGGUACUAAGAAUAAGAAGAAACCAAAAGCAGGAAAGGGAAAUAGAGAUUUUCGUAAAAAAGUUGGUGGUAGAAAAAGAAGACAGUGAUAAGCUGAAAAAUAUGUUAAUAUUCAAUGAUAAUUCUUAAUGUUACAUAAAUCAUAAAUAUGUGCUCAU